This is a messenger RNA of Ipomoea nil (Japanese morning glory), 444 nucleotides long. RefSeq lists its product as uncharacterized. NCBI's taxonomy places the organism in Eukaryota, Viridiplantae, Streptophyta, Magnoliopsida, Solanales, Convolvulaceae. The record is from RefSeq and is a predicted model, not a curated record. The transcript has 3 exons. Bases 1 to 444 code for a protein of 147 amino acids.
AUGGUCAUCCCUUCAUUGCAGUUUUUCUUGAAGGAUUCUCAACGAGUAAUGAUUACCUCUGAGGCCCAGGUUCUUGAUGAUACAGAAGAGGCAAAGCACACAGCUGUGGUUGUUAAUGAACUGUCUAAGGAGAUCUCAUGCAUUCUUGUUGCCCAUCCACUAAAUGCAAAGUGGGCUGCUGAAGGAAAGAACAUUACCAAUGUUCCUCAAUUUGAAAAGAUACAUGGGCUCUGGCCAUGCAUGGUUGCUCCUACCAAGAUUAUUGCUGGAUUGGGUUUGGCACUUGGGAUUGAUGUUCUAGAAGCUCCUGAAGCAACAGGAGACUACCGGACAAUAUUAACAUCCAAACCAACUGCCAAAGUCAAGACACUCUCAGCUCCUCUUCAAUCUUGCCUCAAUAUUUUUGUACCUGGAGAAGAUGAGCAUAAGCCUGGUAAGAUCUGA